Daldinia vernicosa is the source of this 4584-nucleotide messenger RNA. RefSeq lists its product as uncharacterized. Bases 168 to 4295 code for a protein of 1375 amino acids. The record is from RefSeq and is a predicted model, not a curated record. Gene Ontology annotation, molecular function: RNA binding; ribonuclease III activity; ATP binding. Gene Ontology annotation, cellular component: nucleus; cytoplasm; RISC complex. Gene Ontology annotation, biological process: siRNA processing. Lineage: Eukaryota; Fungi; Ascomycota; Sordariomycetes; Xylariales; Hypoxylaceae. The transcript has 6 exons.
AAUGGCUACUACGCCUGGGGUAAUACCAUCGGUAUUGUCUAUGGAUUUAAUCGCAGAAGAUCUCAGCGACAGCGAGGAUGAUUCCGUAAUCUCUGAGAGCCGCACAGAACCUGAAUUCGCAGCCACCAAGGAGAUAGAGUCCCAUUUGGAGGCUAUAGACGUUAAGGAUGAAGUCCAUGUUAAGGAUUCGGGCGUUAUCCAUGCCCGCGAAUAUCAGCUUGAGAUGUUUGAGGAGAGUCUCAAACGUAACAUUAUCGUCGCAAUGGACACAGGGACAGGAAAGACUCAGGUGGCUGUCCUUAGAAUCCAAGCAGAACUGGAAAAGUCUGCUCCUCAUAAAGCCAAUUGUUUGGUUCUUGACCCCCACUGUUGCUCUGUGUGAGCAGCAAGCUCGAGUACUCAGGUUGCAGAUUCCAGCCGUGCAAAUCAAAACUCUCGUUGGAGCAGACGGCGUAGAGACCUGGUCCGAUGUUCGCAUAUGGGACAACUAUUUGAAGAAUGUGCGAAUAGUCGUUUCUACUUAUCAGGUCCUUCUAGAUGCCGUUAACCAUGCAUUUGUGCGUAUGGACCGGCUCUCCCUGAUAGUUUUCGACGAAGCCCAUAAUUGUCGUGGUAAGCACUCCGGCGCCAAGAUUAUGGGCCGGUAUCGUGACAGUAAAAACGCUGGUCUACCAAUUCCAUCAAUACUUGGUCUUACGGCGAGUCCGAUCGUGAGUUCGAAGCUUGAUACCCUCGAGAAAAUCGAACAAACGCUAGACGCCGUGUGUAAGAGCCCAAGCAUCCAUCGAGACGAGCUUUUGUCUGUCGUGAAGCGGCCGACCAUGACCCACGUUUUCUAUACCCGGCCGGAUGAGGAUGACUUUCCUCUAACUAACACUAUGAAGAGUCUGGCUAGUGUAUACUACGGAUUGGAUAUAAAUAAAGACCCGUAUAUUGUCCGACUGCGAAGAGAUAUGAGGGAGCGCAGUCAAGUAGCCCUUGAGAGGGCUCUAGAGAAUCAGGAUACUUACGUCUUUAAGCAGGUACAGUCUUUCUGGCGAAAAAGUGUUACAAUACACCGAGAACUUGGAACGCGGGCUGUAGAUUAUUUCAUUUCUGCGUCCAUCGCCCAGUUCCUAAAGUCGAUCAGGGAGAAUGAUUCGUGGUUUCAGGGAUGGGACACUCAGGAGAAGCAAUACCUUGCGAAUGCAUUACAAGGUGUCAAAACAUCAACACCGUCGCCACUUGAAUAUGGUACGGCUGAUUCAGGUAUUUCUAGCAAGGUUGCAGCUCUUGUACGAGAGCUAUCUCAUUCGGCCGACGGAACUAUUGGUAUCGUAUUCGUUCGUGAAAUUGCCACGGUAGCUAUCUUAUCACAUAUACUAUCAAUUCAUCCGUUGAUAAAGGAUCGCUUUCGGGUCGGUACUAUGAUCGGUACGAGCAACCACAUCAGUCAAAAACGAGAUCUCGGUGCCCCCAACAAGACGGAAUACGCUCAAAAUCUUAAGGAUUUCCAAGAUGGAAAGCUCAAUCUCCUUAUAGCUACGAGUGUCCUAGAAGAAGGUAUCGACGUCCCGGCUUGUAAUAUGGUAGUUUGCUUUGAUCCCCCGGCCAACCUGAAGACGUUUAUUCAGAGACGUGGUAGAGCUCGGAUGAGAGAGUCAAAGCUCGUUCUACUAAUAAGCGAGGUCACAACCCAAGUCGAGGAGUGGAUGGAGCUCGAAGAGGAAAUGAAGAGACGCUAUGAGGAGGAGACGAGGCGAGUACAACUUGAAGAGAUGGAGCAACCCGAGGUUGAGCCUUUCUAUGUACCAAAGACCGGAGCCCACCUUGACUUCGACCAGGCAAAGUCACACUUGGAACACUUUUGCAGAAAACUCUCGAAUCAUCAAUAUGCUGAUUCAAGGCCGUACUAUAUAUUUAAGCGAACACCCAACCCGCUUGGAGAGGUCCCGCAAGUCUCGGCAACGGUGGUCCUACCGAUGUCGUUACCCCCGGAGCUUCGGCGAGUAGAGAGUACCGGCCUCUGGUUCACCGAGAAAAGCGCUAGUAAGGACGCCGCCUUCCUGGCUUAUACCGCUAUCUAUAAAGCCGGUUAUCUUAAUGAUAAUCUGAUGCCAUUAAACACCGAGAUCACACAUGAUGUCGAGUCGAGAGCCCCAGAGAUAGAAGUUAACGGACAAAGGAGCCCUUGGGCACGGAUUGCGCGUGCUUGGGGUGACCAGAAAGAGUUAUACCAGCGCAGACUACGGUUGGUGGAUCAUCAUGGCGAUGUAUUAUGUGAAUUUGAUGCGACACUACCUGUGCCCUUUCCGGCUUUGCCAUAUAUCAAUGUCAUCUGGGAUAGAUAUAACCAUUGGAGGAUCGAACUGGGCGAAACAAAGGUUAUAUCCACCGAGGACCUCCAGGCUGAUCAGAGCCUGGCAUUGUUAGACCUAGCAUUCAGACAUCGUCAAUGGGAGACUAGGGAUGCCGCGCGAUCAAUACUACACAUUCGGUCCCCUACCCAGGAUAUCCCAUUCGGUGAGCUCGUGGGUCAACAGAGCGUUGAAGAAGCCUGUCUUGAUAGCACAAGACUAAUACGCUUCGGCGGAGCUCCCUAUUCAUUCAAAGUAUUGCUGCCUUCUCUCGGUCAGGACUUUCCAAUACCAGAAUCCUUAAAGGGCGAACCAGUUGAUGCCCCUUGGCUGUUGCUGGAGAAGUGGAUAAAAAGAAAAGACUUCCUUCACCAUUUUACUGAACCGCCCAAGUCGGAUUCUACUAAGCCAACUCAAAUGGUUAGGCCUGCGCGCCUCUGCCGAGUGGAUGGUAUCCACGUAUCCAACGUUCACUUCGGCAUGCUCAUCCCUUCUAUUAUGCACAAAAUAGAGAUCCAUCUGGUUGCUACGGAAUUAUGCAAUACCAUAUUGAAAGAUGUCGAAUUCAAGGAUAUCUCAUUAGUCAUUACCGCAAUUAGCGCACCAUCCGCCAGAGAAGGGACAAAUUAUGAAAGGCUGGAGUUCCUUGGCGACACGACUCUGAAGCUGCUUGCUACGGCCACCAUAACUGCCAAUAGGCCGAAUUUCCCAGAAGGGUAUCUGGACGCUAUCAAGAUGAGCAUAGUAUCAAAUGCUAGGCUGUGCCGCGCAGCGGUCGAGACUGGCCUGGAUAAGUUUAUUCUUAAAAAGGAGUUCACGGGCGCGAAGUGGAAGCCCAUUUAUAUCGAAGACAUGCUUGAUAUAAAUGAUAAUGCGGACGACAAACGUGUGGUGUCGACCAAGACACUUGCCGAUGUAGUAGAGGCCUUAAUCGGAGCUGCGUACGAAGAUGGCGGAAUAGAUAAAGCGCUCGCCUGCCUCCGGAUAUUCGUCCCCGAGGUGGAAUGGCAUAGCCUUGAUUCUGCCUGCAAUAAGAUAUUUGACCAGACUGCUAUGAGCACGUAUCUCCCGCCUCCCCUCGCACCUUUGGAAGAAUUAAUCGGAUAUUCCUUCCGCAACAAGAAUAUACUCGUCGAAGCCGCCACGCAUUCUUCUUUCGGAUACGUCGACUCGACGGGAAACUGCAUGGAACGCCUGGAAUUCCUCGGCGACGCCAUCUUGGACAGCGUGAUCGUCUCCGUUAUAUGGGAUUUCGAACGCGAUAUGUCACAGCAUGAAAUGCACCUCCUCCGCACGGCCUGUAUCAACGGCGACCUGCUCGGGUUCUUGGGCAUGGAGUGGAGCAUCGAGCAGGAGGCUACGCAGAUCUCUGAGGAUAAAUCAACUAUCGAGACGAGCACCACACUCCCGUUCUGGAAGUUCAUGCGCCACACGUCGCAGGACAUGGGCAUCGUCCAGCAAGCCGCGGAAGAAAGACACUCGCAAGAGCGGGAGGCUGUCCUCGAGGCUAUCAACCACGGAUCAGAGUAUCCCUGGGCACAGCUCUUCCAUCUGCACAUACCCAAGUUCUUUUCUGAUUUCUUCGAGAGCGUGCUUGGCGCCGUGUGGGUAGACUCGCAGUCUUUAGACGUAUGCGCCAGCGUCGUCGAAAGGGUGGGCAUACUACCGUAUCUGCGACGCAUGCUCGCCGGCGGCGUCGACGUCCUACACCCCAAGAACCAUCUCGGCCACGAGGCGGGUAAGAUCGGCAAGCCGGUCGAAUACCAAACCGAGGUGCACGACGCGCAGGGCGGGGAUAGGGAAUUGGUCUGUAGGGUACUGGUUGGGGAUGAGGUGAUUGCGGAGGUGGGUGGUGGGGUGUCGCCCGAGGAAGUGCAGACUCGAGCGGCGUAUGCGGCGUAUAAGAUUCUGGUUGCGAGGGGGGAGAAGGAGAGGGUAUGUAAGGGGGAGGGUGAGUGAGUGAGUGGUUAGAUGGUUGGAUGAGAUAUGAUGGAUAACCUGAUAGGUUAUGAAUUAAUGAAUGCACGAAUGAGCUCUGGGUGGUGAGCAAUACUAAUGCGUUAUGGGAUUUCAUGUUGAAUAUUAUGGCAUGCUGAUCUCUCAAUAUUUGCGUUGGUAUUUAUGGUGAACGACUUUAUCUUGACUUGGAGGUAUGAUUUAACUAACGAGGGUAUACAUAGAAGUGCCUACCUAAGGUAUAUAACACAUUGCUCUUUAGUAAUAGUAGAAAGUGAAUUAUAAAUUUAUA